This is a messenger RNA of Cuscuta europaea, 981 nucleotides long. NCBI's taxonomy places the organism in Eukaryota, Viridiplantae, Streptophyta, Magnoliopsida, Solanales, Convolvulaceae. The record is from the annotation of a GenBank genome assembly.
CCUGAAUGAUGGAUUUGGAAAAACAUAGCGACGACGACUCUCCUCUCUCUCCUCUUUCCUUCAGAUACCUUGAGGUUGAAAAUGAUCGCAAUCAAGAAUCGGGCAACAAUGACCCGCCGUCUCCGCCGCCUCAGGAGAUUUUCUACUUCUUCUCCGAUAUCCCCCUUGAGAAACACCGCAUGAGCGAUUCCGCCGUCGAGAUAAACGGGACCCAGAGAUGGGACUACUUCCGGUCACACUCUUUUAGCGGCAAAAGAGAAUCCGGGUCGGGUUCGGAGCGGGUCGCUUCGGCGUCACGGAAGGUGAACAUUAGCUCUCUGACGUCCAUGUCGUCGGCGUCGAGGCGGCGGAUGUUCAUGUUCGGGCCGGUGAGGUUUAAGCCGGAGAUGGAUCUUGUUGCCAUCAAGGAGAGGCAGCGCCGCCGUCUCUCACCGAAGAAGGUCUUGCCGGCGACCGUUGCUGAUGAGGGAGCGGUUGCGAACGGCGGCGACCGACCGAAGCGGCGGGGAGUUAGGUCCCGGCUGUGGGACCUGGUGGCUAAGCGGGUUGGCUGCCUUAGAGUUGACGUUAACGACUAAUAAUAAUAUAAUUAUCAUCAGUCGCUUCGAUCAUUAUUCAGCCGUACUUGGAGAGGAGAUCAGAGGGGUCGCCAUAUUCACUGACCUCUUGUGGAAUUAUGCCACAGAACGAUCUUUCAGACUCUCCAUAGAAGAGUCAAUGAUAUGAUAGACGGCCGGCCGGCCGGCCGGCACUUUCUCCAGCCCUGAAAGCCGAUCGAUAAGGGUUUGUUUUUCGUCUGCGAUCUGCUGAGAAGAUCUGAGCUUAGUCAAUAUUUUUGGAAAGAAGGAACCAACAUUAUCUGUGGUCUUUAUUAGAUUUUAAUUACCCUACCUAGAUGCUAUGCUAGUUGUUUUUUACGCUUUUUCGGUUUUAUCCUGCCAAAAAAACAUCUAAAACACGCAUUAAUAAAUGAGAGAAUUA